This is a messenger RNA of Schistocerca gregaria, 1152 nucleotides long. RefSeq lists its product as uncharacterized. NCBI's taxonomy places the organism in Eukaryota, Metazoa, Arthropoda, Insecta, Orthoptera, Acrididae. The coding region runs from base 108 to 695 and encodes 195 amino acids. The record is from RefSeq and is a predicted model, not a curated record. The transcript is spliced from 3 exons.
GACUAACAUAUGAAAUUCGAACGCAUUAAGCAAUGUGUUUCCAGCUGGUGUAAUCCAAAGGAAAUUGAUGUGACUCGCGGAUACGGCUUGAUAUCUUUCCAGCUAAUAUGGAAACUGAUGUGAGGGGUCAGGAAGAGGAGGAGGAAGAGCGGCCGCGAGGACACUUCGAGGAGCAGCAGCAGGAGGUUGCAGGGUCAGAAGCGGAAGCUGGAGCGGACGCUGCCGCUACCGACAGCACGCCUACUGUUGAGCCUUCUGCGCCUCCCCUGGAGCCCGUCACGGCCACCACAGCCAAGCACAAGGUCGUGCUCACCUUGCAGGAGCUGCCGGCCAUCAAGAAGGUCGUCAGUUCUGCCCUGCGGCUGAACAGGCGGAUGGCGUAUGAAAUAAAGGAAGUCACUGAGCACGAGAUUCAGGAGCCGACGAAGGCAAGUGCCGCAGCCACGGAGGAGGAGGCUCAGGAGGCGCAGGAGGAGACGGCGGCGAGCGCCAGCCCCGGUACACGCACCCGGCGGCGCGUCGCCGCGGCGCUGCAAGAGCUGGGCAGCGUCGACGAGCACCAGAUGCCUGCCGAGGGCUCUUCGCCCCCGCGCGCGCACCGCCGGCGCGGGCCCUGGUGGCGGCUGCUCUUCUGCGCCAAGAAGGAAGCCGCCGGUGAGAGCAAACCACCGGAACCGCAUCAGGAAGAGAACUGACACCUCACUGAAUAUUACCACAGAGAUCUUCUCGUACCUCUAAAGCCACAAAAUUACUCCUCUCCAACAGAAACACGCUUUCUUUACCUACUUACACAAAUCGAACUUGUUUUCUAUGUAUCUUAAAACAGUGACAACUCCGUUUAUGAUCUAAAAUUGUUAUUAAAAUUGCUAAUGAGAGAUAUUAUAAAAUGAAGCAUCGUCCACAGUUUACCUCUUACCUUGUAAUGGACAGGUCGUAAAUUCACGAAAUAGCGCAACGUUAUCGCACUUCGUAAACACAUUUCAAGUGGAAUCCCGUUCUGUGAAUGCACUGCUUGAAAGUGAGCUGCCGCACUAAAUGUUCAUUAAGUGUAUCAAUAACCCCCUUCACAACUUUUAAACAGUUUCUUGUAGCUCCUCUAGGACAUACGUGUAAGCUUCUAGUAUUUUUGAAUAAAUAAUUUUUAACGAUUCA